Messenger RNA from Stomoxys calcitrans (stable fly), 1321 nucleotides. Its product is annotated as novel acetylcholine receptor chaperone. Gene Ontology annotation, biological process: chaperone-mediated protein complex assembly; positive regulation of protein localization to cell surface. Lineage: Eukaryota; Metazoa; Arthropoda; Insecta; Diptera; Muscidae. Gene Ontology annotation, cellular component: endoplasmic reticulum. Bases 604 to 1083 code for a protein of 159 amino acids. The record is from RefSeq and is a predicted model, not a curated record. The transcript is spliced from 4 exons.
UGAAGGUACGAGCGUAUAAUCGCUGAUUUCGGGAUGCUGUCGUCUGCAACUUCAGAUGGAUUUUGUGCCUUCCGCCGCAGUCUCUUUCGAACGCGAGUGCCGUUAAUUUCAUAGAAAAAGGAGGGGGUGUGCUCUGCCUCUAACCGAGUGUACAUUGUACAUAUUUGAUAUUUGUGUUCAUCAUCAUCAUCAUACUUAUAUAUGAGAUUUGCGUGUAUUUUCAAAUUUUACUUAAAUCAUAUCUAUAGCAAACAAAUCUAAAAAUAGAGCAUAACGAGAAAACUUUUCGAAUAUACAGUCGUCUUAAAACCUUAGAGAAAGAAAUUCCCUGAAUAUUUGCAUAAAAUAAUAGCAUCACAGCAACUUGCAACAUAAACAUAAUAGUCGAAAGCACACACCUAACCUCCACACCCUCACGCGACGCAUAUUCUCCAAUUUCCAUUGCAUAUUGAAAAACAAAAAACCUUUCAACUUGAAUUAAUUAUGUUACCUUGAGUGAUUUAAACGAAAUAAUAAAAGUUCACACACACACAGUUUUCACACAUUGAGUAUCUCAAAAACGAAAUUCAUAAGACAACAAUCGAAAAAAAAAACCAAAUAAAAAUGCCCGCUUCAAAUACCAUUGUUUUGAAAAGUUUGUCCAUUCUUCUGGGCUUGUUUUUCGUGUUCGUGGGAACCCUUAAGCUGACGCCUCACAUCAGCAAGGAUUUGUACAAGGAUUUGCGCACAGAAUACGUGAAGUAUGCCAAAGUUUUUCCAUUGACAGCACUUUUUGGUAUUAAAAUUCCUUCCAAAUGGUAUCGACGUUCCGUUGGUGUCCUGGAAAUUGUAUGUGGUUUGGCCAUGGCCCUUAUUCCGUACCAUAAAGUUAAGAAUGCUGCCAACAUUACCCUUUUAGUCCUAAUGCUUUUGGGCAUUUAUCAACAUUGGAUGGUUAGCGAUCCUUUCGAACGUUCCGGACCAGCGUUGGUCUUUACAUUCAUGCUAGGAGGACGUUUAGUUGUCUGGUAUCAGACAAGUCGCAAGGAAGCUGAACAAAUUGCCAUGGCGCAAGCGCAAACGAAUGGAGUUAAACAGGAUUGAAGUUGUCUUAAGAAAAAAGCAAUAGAUUUUAAACGCUACAUUUUUGGUGCCACCCUACCAUUGGUUUCGUCAUCACAAAUAUCUCGAAUUUUCAUGAAUUAAGGCGCUCAAUUUCGAAAGGAUAUAAAAGCAGUUCGUACAAUUAUUCACAGUGUCAUCAAAUUUUAACAGAAAUAGCCGAAGCGAAAAUGACAACUCAUUGAGCACUUAAACCGAAAUAAAUAAUAAAAUAAAAUAA